UGUUACGCUAGAGGUGAUUGCAAAAGUGGCGACGAUAGUAGUCCGCGGUGGCUCGCGUAUUCAAUUUUAUAAUCAAUUUUACAACGCAUUUAGUGCAAUUUUAGUGCAUAAGGUUGGUGUUGGUAGAAGAUUUAAAAAACCAAACAAACAAUGACCGAUUACCAGUCGAAGUACAACAUAAUCGACGAGAAGCCACCUCACAAUGUUCCACUGAAGGCGCAGUACAAGCGAGGAUUUGCUUACUACACCAUGCGGGAACGUUUACCAGUAAUCCUCACACAGGUUAUCGAUCAGCUUUCCAAGGACAAAGAACAAAUCGUGAAUCAUUUCGGCGAGGAAGCGCGCGAGGAGUUGAAACAUGCUAUUGGAGAAAUUUCCAAAUUGAAGUAUGAGCUGCAAACCGACAAGGAGCUGAACCCUAUAGUCAGUCAGCUGGGGGACGAGAAGCUGUGGAACGAUUUCAUUGAUUCGUUGGGCGAGCAAAAUUCCUUCUACUCUGCCUGUUGGCUGUACACCGAGACCUACAUGUACCGGCGGUUGAACAGCAUUUUUGAGAACACCUCGGCGCUUAAAAAGCUCGAUUACUUUCAGCAGCAAAAGCAUAAAGCGUUGACCAACUCGUACGAAGCGAUGGGCGCUGUGCUGCAGUCGAUUGAGAAUUUCAAUCAAGACGCAGGGAACAAAGACGAAACUGAAGUUGGUGAAUUUUUCCGGAAAAUGUUGAAGCUAAACUUAUGGGGAAACCGGUGUGAUUUGUCGAUUACUGCUGGCCAGGACGUGAAGCAAGACGGUGACCCGUUCAGUUUGCUGGCUGCACUAGACGAAUGCAUCGUGAGCGAUCAUACGGUCCCGGUGUGGGAAUGCGUUAAGGAUCUCACACAUUCCGGUGGCCAUAUCGUAGUUGACAUCAUUAACGACAAUUCCGGCUAUGAAUUGUUCACCGAUCUUUGUUUGGCAGAUUUCAUGAUCGAACAUCGGCUAGCACAGCGGAUCAAUUUCAACGUUAAAGCCAUUCCGUGGUACAUUUCCGAUGUCACUCCCAAGGAUAUGCAGUGGACGCUGGACACCUUGGGGGAUCAUGAAAAUCCACUGUUGAGUGCAUUCGGAAAGCGAUUGAAAAGUCGCUUCUUAUCCGGAGAACUGGUGCUUAAAGAGGUCCACAACUUUUGGACAUCGCCUUACGAAUUUUGUCGGAUGCAGGAUGUAUGUCCCGCAUUGUAUGAAGAACUAUCCCGUUCGCAAUUGCUGAUUUUCAAAGGUGAUCUCAACUACAGGAAAUUGCUGGGAGACUUCAACUUCCCUUACACAACACCAUUCCGGGACGCCCUGCGAGGAUUCGUUCCCACGAGUCUUUGUACCUUGCGCACUGUGAAAGCGGAUCUGAUCUGCGGCCUACAGGAAGGGCUUUCGGAUAAACUGGACGCCAAAGACGACCAGUGGAUGGUCACCGGCGAGUAUGGCGUCAUUCAAUUCGUCCGGAAGUGAAAAGAGGUGCUUUGCUUUUAAAUGUUUUCAUAUUUAACACAAUUUUUAGUACGAUUGGUCUCGUUUUUCCUUUGUUAGUUCAAUUUUUGUACCACAAAAAUUAACCAAAUCGGCAUUUUUGCUCUAUUUAUAAAUUUUGUUUGUGAAGUAAACGAUUUCGUGUGUUUCAUCAAAAACAUCCAUGUUAGCUAGUCGUUCAAAAUAAAUCCAGGCGCGCUGCAAGCUUCUCUCGUGGAGAAAGCGUGAAACUGCGAGCGGAAAAGUGCUACAAGCCACGACAUUUUUUUUUGUUAAGAAAAAUCAAGUCAAAUCUCUUGAAUGUGAGAUAAUAAAUAAAUAUCACGAAA
Molecule: messenger RNA, 1832 nt
Organism: Uranotaenia lowii
Lineage: Eukaryota; Metazoa; Arthropoda; Insecta; Diptera; Culicidae
Product: damage-control phosphatase ARMT1-like
Exons: 6
Coding region: 151-1485 (444 amino acids)
Biological process (GO): DNA damage response
Cellular component (GO): cytoplasm; nucleus
Molecular function (GO): phosphatase activity
Source: RefSeq, a predicted model, not a curated record